This is a messenger RNA of Mus musculus (house mouse), 7846 nucleotides long. It is a transcript of the gene Nr2c2, whose product is annotated as nuclear receptor subfamily 2, group C, member 2. Gene Ontology annotation, cellular component: nucleus. The record is from RefSeq and is marked validated. The transcript is spliced from 16 exons. The coding region runs from base 1168 to 2421 and encodes 417 amino acids. Gene Ontology annotation, molecular function: DNA-binding transcription factor activity; zinc ion binding; sequence-specific DNA binding. Gene Ontology annotation, biological process: intracellular receptor signaling pathway; regulation of DNA-templated transcription. NCBI's taxonomy places the organism in Eukaryota, Metazoa, Chordata, Mammalia, Rodentia, Muridae.
AGCCUCUGAGGAACUUGGUGGGUCUCGGGCUGGGAAGCUGGUGAUGCUUUUUGAACCCAUGGCGCGGCCAGAAGGGAAGAGUUCGUCGGCACUUGGAGGCUCUCCGGGGUUCGCGCUUUCCUCACGACUCUGGACGGAGCCCCUCUGGCGGGCUCAAUUUCAGUCCAUGAAAUUGGGACACCAGACGUUCUUGCCAAGCCUCGCCUCUCUCCUCAGCAUUGUUUGAGGGACUGUUCUCUGAAAAUGGAGUCCAAGCUACUCUGCCAGCCUCAAAAGUAAUUUGCAAAUGGUGGUGUUAGUUUUUUCGUCUUAUUGUGGUGCUGGGGACGGCCCUGCCAUUGAGUAACAUCCCUAGUCCCAAAAUGGUGAUGUGGAAAUAUAUAAGGAACCAACUGGAGUGGAAAACUUGUGAGGUUCUCUAAUGAUCUUGCUUCACCAUGGCUACAAAUAUGGAGGGGCUGGUUCAGCACAGAGUGGGGACCCAGCAGGUGGCUGAGGUACCCAGGUGACCACUCAGCACGUUGAUCCUCGCCUUUGGUACCACGUACACAGACCUCUUGGCCGGAAUCUCCAGGGAUGACCAGCCCCUCCCCGCGCAUCCAGAUAAUUUCCACCGACUCUGCGGUAGCCUCACCUCAGCGCAUUCAGAUUGUAACAGACCAGCAGACAGGACAAAAGAUCCAGAUAGUCACCGCAGUGGAUGCCUCUGGAUCCUCUAAACAGCAGUUCAUCCUAACCAGCCCAGAUGGAGCUGGAACUGGGAAGGUGAUCCUGGCUUCUCCGGAAACAUCCAGUGCCAAGCAGCUCAUAUUCACCACCUCGGACAACCUUGUCCCUGGCAGGAUCCAGAUCGUCACGGAUUCUGCUUCUGUGGAGCGUUUGCUGGGGAAGGCAGACGUCCAGCGGCCCCAGGUGGUGGAGUACUGUGUGGUCUGUGGCGACAAAGCCUCUGGUAUGUGACUCCGGCUUCUGGCACGUAUCAAGGAGCAACAUGACCUUUUAUAGGGCCGGCACUAUGGGGCUGUCAGUUGUGAAGGUUGCAAAGGUUUCUUCAAAAGGAGCGUGAGGAAGAAUCUGACCUACAGCUGUCGGAGCAGCCAAGACUGCAUCAUCAACAAGCACCACCGUAACCGCUGCCAGUUCUGCCGGCUGAAGAAGUGCCUGGAGAUGGGCAUGAAAAUGGAGUCUGUACAGAGUGAACGGAAGCCCUUUGAUGUGCAACGGGAGAAACCAAGCAAUUGUGCUGCUUCCACUGAGAAGAUCUAUAUCCGGAAAGACCUGAGAAGUCCUCUGAUAGCCACUCCCACAUUUGUGGCAGACAAAGAUGGAGCAAGACAAACAGGUCUUCUUGAUCCAGGGAUGCUUGUGAACAUCCAACAGCCUUUGAUACGUGAGGAUGGUACAGUUCUCCUGGCCGCGGAUUCCAAGGCUGAAACAAGCCAAGGAGCUCUAGGUACACUGGCAAAUGUAGUGACCUCUUUGGCCAACCUGAGUGAAUCUUUGAACAACGGUGAUGCUUCAGAAAUGCAGCCAGAGGACCAGUCUGCAAGUGAGAUUACUCGGGCAUUUGACACCUUAGCGAAAGCACUUAAUACCACAGAUAGUGCUUCACCUCCAAGCCUGGCAGAUGGGAUAGAUGCUAGUGGAGGAGGGAGUAUCCAUGUCAUCAGCAGAGAUCAGUCAACACCCAUCAUUGAAGUUGAAGGCCCUCUCCUUUCAGACACACAUGUCACAUUCAAGCUUACAAUGCCCAGUCCUAUGCCAGAGUACCUCAAUGUACAUUACAUCUGUGAGUCUGCAUCCCGCCUGCUUUUCCUCUCCAUGCACUGGGCAAGGUCAAUCCCAGCCUUCCAGGCACUUGGACAGGACUGUAAUACCAGCCUGGUGAGGGCCUGCUGGAAUGAGCUCUUCACUCUUGGCCUGGCCCAGUGUGCCCAGGUCAUGAGUCUCUCCACCAUCCUGGCAGCCAUUGUCAACCACCUACAGAACAGCAUCCAGGAAGAUAAGCUUUCUGGUGACCGGAUAAAGCAAGUGAUGGAGCACAUCUGGAAGCUGCAGGAGUUCUGUAACAGCAUGGCGAAACUGGAUAUAGACGGCUAUGAGUACGCAUACCUUAAAGCUAUAGUUCUCUUUAGUCCCGAUCAUCCAGGUUUGACAGGCACAAGCCAGAUUGAGAAAUUUCAGGAGAAGGCACAGAUGGAAUUACAGGACUAUGUGCAGAAAACCUACUCUGAAGAUACUUACAGAUUGGCCAGGAUUCUUGUCCGCCUACCAGCACUCAGGCUCAUGAGCUCCAACAUAACAGAAGAACUUUUUUUUACUGGUCUCAUUGGCAAUGUUUCAAUAGACAGCAUAAUUCCUUACAUCCUCAAGAUGGAGACAGCAGAAUAUAAUGGCCAGAUCACUGGAGCCAGUCUAUAGUGCACAACCAACAGCUGCCAACAGUGGGAUGCCUCCUAGAACUGUGCAGGUGCAAGGGAAGGGAAGUGUAGCAGUGUCUUGGUGUGCACAGGUGUCUCCAGUGUGUCAGCCACUUCUUCCUGUUCAUCCCAGACAAUAGCAACUAAAGAUGAACUCUUCCCUGCCCUAAGAAAUGUUUUAACACCUUUUGGUGAUGCAGAUUUUGGAACAAUCUUUUAAUUCAAUUUGUAUUUUAAAAUUCUCAAAGGGCAAAAAACAAUACUGAAGUUUUAUAAUGUCAGAGACUAGUAUUAAAAGAACCUAAGAACAGUAUGUGUAAAUACAUUAAAAAAAAAAAGUCCUUGGAAUUAAUAGCUACUAAUUACCAGGGUAAUGUUAGCACUUUCUAAGCACUUCUUAUCAAAUCUGCAAUGUUAACAUCUUACCUGUGGACAGGGCAAAUGGAAAACUGUGUCUCUUUUGUCAAAAUGCUAAUGAUUUCUGUGAAAAUUCACUAGGGUACAGGAGACAAUCGUUCACAUUUGUAAGAGGGCAGCACUUCUAGCUGUGUGCAGUGGUGGUGCUACGCUAAAUUCCUGUGAGUAAAAUGUGGAUUCCUGGCAUUGUGUGCAGGGGAUAUAACUUGCAGUGACCCAAUAAGAGCUGCUAUGCCAGCAGAGAUAGCCUGUCAGGGUCCUUACCCUCAUGGUUGGUCCCAAUCCCUGAUGCCUUUCUGCAGACUCUUCCAGAACAUGGGCUCCACUAAUUUUCAGAAUUAGAUUGCAGCUUGUCAGAAUGCCUGUGAUAAGGGUCCUGUAAUUCUUCCAGUGACUGAAAGUACACCUGGAUCCCUCUACCAACUUGUAGGAACUGGAGCCUUUGACCAGAGUGCAAGGUGGUUGACUGCACCCUUUGACAUGACCUGUUGUCCAGGUUGAGUGUGGCUUCUGCAGUGAGAGUUCCUAUUCCUGGUGCAUGUGGAGAGGGGCCAGUAUCUGAUCAUUCAGAACCUGCAGCUGGGUGGGGGUUGUGUAUCCUCGCUGUCUGGUGAGGGACUGGCCUUAGAUUGUGAAACAAAAGGCAUCAAGAGAAAUACUUUCUGAUCUUUUAAGUAUUAGUGAUUUUAGUGUACUGGGACACGAUGUUCUUCAGUUCUCCCAGGUAUGUGCUAGUCCAACAAAGCUCUCUGGGGCAUUUGAGAUAACAAAAGUAGAUCAUCUUCUCUCUGAAAGAGAAUCCAAAAAUAAUCCUCAGUCAGGGCACAUAGUGCAGGCCUGUAACCCCAGCACUUGGGAGGCUGAGGCACAAGAAUUAUACUUUGAAGGCCAAUCUGCGCAACUUAAUGAGGAAACUCCUGAGUUUUAAAGGAGUUUAAGGGAGUGGGGUAGGGUGGUGACUUAAGUGGUAAUGUGCUUGCCUAGCAUGCACAAGGUCUUGGGUUCCAUCCCCAGUACCAAAAGAAAAAAGAAAAACCUUCAUUCACAAAUUCCCUUACGUUAUAAUGACUAUAGUUUCCAACAAGAAAGAAUACAGAAUUCAGUUCCAAGGAAGUUAGAUCUGACUUAAAGCUCUUUGCAUUCCUAUGGACAGGAGACUGGGAAAAAAAAAAGUGGAAAUAUACUUGGUAUUUGCAUUUAGAUUAGCAGAACUUAAGCAAAAUACCUCCUGUAAGGUUAAGUUUGUACCUGUUUAUGGGCAGGUACAGCCAUGGGGCUCAAGGCUAGAUAGGCUGUUUCCUUUUGAGGAGUUAAUGACACUUUAUUCACUGCUAGUGGGAUUUAAGUACAGAAGUAUCUCUAACUUCUAAAUUCCCAGCUAGAUUUGGAAGCCAGUGUUGGAGAACAGCAGGGAUUGCCAGUAUAAAAUGAUGGAAAGGACAUAAUUUUGCCAGCUUAAAGCUUUUUUUUUUUUUAUGUAUGUAUUCAAAAUUAAGACAAAAGCUCUGGACACCAGUAUAGUUCGAGUCUAUUUUAAUCUCUGUAGAGAUUCCUGUAGUACAUUAAUCAGUACACCUUACAGUGCUGGCUUUGCUUCCCUUAGGGUUUUAGAAUGUGAGCCACUCAGACAGGGCCUGGACAGCCUGGCUCCCAUUUGGUAUUUAGACCACAUAGUUGGAUAAGAAGUACCAGCCUCUAAGAUGACACUGAAGGGGGAAAAAUUUUUUUUUUUUUAAUAUAGAAAAGAGUUGGUGAUUCUAACUCUGGUCCUUUGUAAGUUCCGUCAUUAGUAAUGGCCAAUUGACAGGGCCACUUUGGGCCAAACUCCUUCACUGGUUGUCCAGAUCGUUGUGGCCUUACCUUUAACAAUUGUAUCCAUACAAUGUUCUCAUUAACUGAAAUCAUUUCAAACUUUGAAUGAUGCUCCAUUCCAUGGCUUGUCGAAUGACCUAUGAAGGUCAGCCCCAGUUGCUUCUGGGCUUCAGCUUUCAGGGCUUUCCACCCUUGAUUUAUGAGUCUGUGAUACUCCAAGCCUUAUGAAGCAGGGCUGACCUGUCUAGACACCCCUCUCAGGGAGGUGGACAGACACACUGACCUGGCUACUUUUGCAGAUAGGCUAGGGUGGAGAGAUACACACCAACCCUGGCUAACUAGGCUCUUUUCCAGAAAGGUCUUAAAUGUUGAUAGUUCCAUGUUAAAAUUUGGGAUAAAAUAUGACAGGAGAUGUAGACAGAGACCAAAUUCCUUAAGCAAGUCAUCCUAGUUACUCCUCAAAUGUUACAAUGUGUCGCUGUCCUUCCAGUUUGCAGUGUGUGUUGAAGAGGCUCUUCACUGCCUCUUCUCUUUCUGAGGCUGCAGUUGGGGUUGUGGUGUCUUGAGUUUCUAUAAUGAAAUUCAAGUGAGUCACUUAUGCCCUUGGAAUGGUUUUCUAGUUUGUCAGUGUCAGUAUUAGAUGUGGAUGGUGUUCUGAGGUAGUCAUGGCAUCAAUCAGGGUGGUCAGUAUGGCUUUCAAAUGGAGCAGCAGCAUCCACACUAUAUAAAAUUGUUUUGAAGGGUAGUACUGCUCAUGCAGUUCUCUGGUCAGUAUCCCUAAGAGCUGGACCUAUUGUCUGGGACCUGAUGUCAUGGGGGUCUGGAAGACUGUUGCUGCUUUCCAGUGGCUGGGUGCAGCGGGGCUGUUGGUGCUGCUGAAAUUCUAGAUCCAGGCCUUGAAAAGCAUCACUUGACAGCUGCUUUUUUUUCCCAGGGGGAAGGUCCUGGUAAGACAGAUGCCCACCUCUUUCCUUUGCCUAUCUCCAAUUACGGAGAACCAAUCUCCAGAUUACGGUUCUUUGCAAAAAGUCUUAACUCUUAUGUCAAUUUCUAAAGACAACUCCAAAAUGAGAUGAGGUUGACCUAGGUGUUUUGUACAAGGUUCUGGACCUCCUCAUUGAGUGCCUCCCAUCAGUGUGUACUUUCUGUGCACAACCUGUCCCUUCAGCCACACUGUGCAUGUCCAGAGUUACAGGCCUAGAUGACUGAAUGAAUGUACAUGUGUUCAUAUUAUCUUCUUUGUACAGUGUAUAUAAUGUGUGUACAUAGGUGUACAUUAUGUAUACAGACAUGUAGCCACAUAUUCAAACUUCUAUGUUGUCAAGAGUUGAUGCUAGCGUUGCUAAUGUGAAUAGAUAUUGGGGUUGCAAGGUUCCCUUAACAGGAACGUUGUGCAGGUGAGUUUCUUACCAACUUCAUUUUCCUUAGACAGGGAGCUGCCUGGGCCAGGUGGCACUAAUUCCUGCACAAGGAAGCCUCGAGCCAGAAAAGUCCAGAUAGGAGGGCAGUUCUCUAAAUUUACAAGGGCCCAGAAGCUGCAAGAGAUGUUAGCCUAAUAUCCUAAACUAAGGAUAAACUUCCUUUUCACAAACCAGUUUAGCAUAACUGGAAGGAGCUUGGUGACUGAGACCCUUGGUCUUCUUCAAAGGCUCCAAAGCUGGAGCUUCGUGUGGCUCAGACAUGGGCAUUUGGGAUCCAGGGGCUGCAGCAGUCUCCCUUGUUUACCCUGGGCUCUGUCAGCAAGACAUGGGGGCUCUCUGGUGGUAAAAACAAAAUACCAGUCUACCAAACAUUCUAUGAAAACAGUGCAGAUAGCUAAAAACUGCAAUCAGUAAAUUAUCCUAACUUAGCUACAUUCUGUAGAAGUUGUAUUUAAUAGUACGAAAGCUAAGGCUGACAUUUUCCUCAUCUAGCGGGUCUUUGCUGAUAUUCGUCCCCUAUGAUUGGGAUUUUUGGGCUGAGAUGUGGACUUGGGAGACAGGGCCCAGCUUGGCAGAGACUGCUCGUGGCCACAGUGAGCAGGCAUCUGGCUUGGAUGAAGCCAAGUGCAAAAAUUUGCCUGACCCACAGGUUGCUCUUUGUGUUUUUGAAGUAAAUUACUGGAGUGUUUUAAGAAAUAAUUGUUAAGACUAUAGUCCUCAGUGCCUUUGGUGAGACGUGGGUCUUUUGGCUUCAGCUUCCCACUCGUGUCCCUGGCCUCACCCUUUGUGGUUGUUCAAUCUUGCCUGUGUCAUUGCCUGUUGUGACAAUCACACUAUUAAAAGUGGCUUUCCAAGUAAAACACAGGGAAGCUUGGUAGUCCCUAAAUGAAUCCUUCCAUUUUCUCUUUGGGGGCUAUUGUCUUAGCAGCAACCUAACAGUAAACUUAAAAGUGGCUUAGGAAGGGGAAACCAUCAGACAUUUCUAAUGCUCAGCAAUAUGCACUUUUAGUUAAUUUUCAAUAUUGAUAUUUAUACAUGGAAUGUAGGAAAAUGCUCAAUAUUACCACUCUUAAGUUUUAGUGUUUGGGUAACAUUUGGUGUAGACUGCACAUUAAAAAUAGCCUUUCUUCAGGAAAGUACCAUCAGUUGUCAUCCCAACAGCCUACUCAUUCAUGGACGCUAAUGCUGCUGCACACACAGCUCAAGUGCUGGAAUAUUUUUCUAGUCUGUUUUCCCAAUUAACUUGUAAAUCAGUGUUCAACUAGUUUUAUAACUGAAAAGCUGCACAUUUUUGUCAUAGUACCAACUAGUUUGUACCUGUAGUUUGAAUUUCUCUGUUAAGAUAAAACCUUAUCACCCCCCACCCUCAACUCCCUUUUUAGAGGACAUCUACUAAAAGAAAGUCCAGUGUGGCAUUUUCUUGGGUAAUGACUGGUUGUGUAAUUUCUGCCCUUCACACUGUAGAAAACACCAUGGAUGCCAUUACCUUCUGAUUCCAGGUUAAAAACCUGCAGAGAGCUGCCAUUUUGUACAGCUUUUCUCCCCAUGUAAAUGAGCUAUGUGAUGGCAUUUAAAACCCGCAUGUUCUUUUUAAACUGAAUUUUCUAUCUAAUCAAUGUCUUCAGUCCUGAAGGAGAAUCUGCAUUGUUGUCUGUAUAGAGAGUUGCUGUGCAUGGUUACGAGCGCCUUUUACUAAAUGCUGUUCAAUGUGGCUUUGUUGUUGUGGCUUAAUACUACCUACAUGAGGUUUAUACUAUUAAAGUAAAUUCAAGACUA